This is a messenger RNA of Didymosphaeria variabile, 1113 nucleotides long. RefSeq names its product aspartate-semialdehyde dehydrogenase (gene HOM2). Gene Ontology annotation, molecular function: NAD binding; aspartate-semialdehyde dehydrogenase (NADP+) activity; protein dimerization activity. Gene Ontology annotation, biological process: L-threonine biosynthetic process. The transcript has 4 exons. NCBI's taxonomy places the organism in Eukaryota, Fungi, Ascomycota, Dothideomycetes, Pleosporales, Didymosphaeriaceae. The record is from RefSeq and is a predicted model, not a curated record. The coding region runs from base 1 to 1113 and encodes 370 amino acids.
AUGGACGCAGAGCAUUUCACGUCAAAGACCAGCAAUUUUCCCAAGAAGAAGUGUGGCGUUCUCGGCGCCACAGGCUCGGUCGGUCAACGCUUCAUCCUACUCCUCGCGCUUCACCCACACUUCGAGCUGCACGCCGUUGGAGCCUCAGAACGAUCUGCCGGAAAGAAGUACGAGGAUGCGGUAAAAUGGAAGCAGGCGUUGCCGUUCAACGAGCGCAUCGGCAACCUCGUCGUUAAGAAGUGUGUAGCAGAAGAGUUUAAAGAGUGCGACCUGGUGUUUUCAGGGCUGGACAGCGAUGUUGCGGGUCAAGUUGAGAUGGACUUCUUGAAGGCCAACCUCGCCGUCUUCUCCAACGCAAAAAACUAUCGUCGCGAUCCCCUCGUCCCGCUCGUCGUUCCAACCGUCAACCUCCCACAUCUCGAUGUCAUCCCGCAUCAAAGAAACCACCAUGGUUUGGAGAAGGGAUUCUUGGUGUGCAAUUCGAACUGUGCAGUCAUUGGCAUAGUCAUCCCCUUCGCCGCGCUCCAAGCCAAGUUCGGGCCCGUUGAUCAGGUCUCGGUCGUCACGAUGCAAGCCGUGUCAGGUGCCGGAUAUCCUGGUGUCAGCAGCAUGGACAUCAUUGACAACGUCGUGCCCUUCAUUUCGGGCGAGGAGGACAAGCUUGAGACCGAGGCGCAAAAGAUAUUAGGUUCCGUCAACGGUGAGGUCACAGGUUUCGUGGACCAACCCAUGAAGAUAUCCGCAGCAUGCAAUCGCGUGCCUGUCCUCGAUGGACACACAGCUUGUGUAUCGCUGCGCUUCCAGAGGAGACCUCCGCCGAGCGCCGAGCAGGUCAAGCAGGCUAUGAGGGAGUAUGUCUCCGAUGUUCAGAAGCUGGGAUGCCCGUCCGCACCCAACAGGGCUAUUGCCGUGAUGGAUGAACCGGACCGCCCGCAGCCCAGGUUGGACCGGGAGACGGACAGAGGAUAUGCGGUCAGCGUGGGUCGUAUACGAGAGGACGAGACAGGCAUCUUUGACAUCAAGUUCGUUGCUCUGAGCCACAACACUGUUAUCGGUGCGGCGGGCUCCUCGAUAUUGAACGCAGAAGCAGCGGUACUGAAAGGGUUCGCAUAA